AUCUCCAUCUCAUCACUCGACAUGGCCGACUCGGGCCCCUCCACACCAGCAGCGGCAGCCCAGCCGUCCGCGCACUCCCCGCCACGCCCAGUAUCUCCACUUGCACCCGAGGCCACGUCCACAACAUCUCCUGAGCCGUCCACCAGCUCGGCGCUCGCAGCCAAAGGAGAUCCGGCGAGCGCAGACCCAACAUUGACAACCUCCUCCCCACUACAACAGUCGCCAAAGACGCCGGACCCGGAGAUUUCCCCGGCGCACUCCCCAGUCGAGACCGCCAUCGUCGCGCGCACGCCAACACCUCCUACCUCCGCUCCCGCUUCGUCCUCCCACCCCUCCCCCACUUCAACCGAUACGCCCGCCCGGCCCACCGACGCCGACACCCCCACCCCGCGCGCCGACCUCCCGACCCCCACACCACCCGCCGAAACCCCCGCGCCCCAACGCACAGCCACGCCGCCCGCGCCCGCCAAGCCGCCGGCCCCGGCCGUGCUCGCGCCCACGCCCGGCGAGACGCCAGGCCCGAGCGACACGCCCGCCCCCUCCGCGCCGGCGCCCCCAGCCCUGCGUGUGCGCGCCGACCUUGCCGAGUUCGAUCCGUACGACACGCCCGCGCCCGCCCGACCAGCGCGGCCAGGCGAGGGGCGGGACGAGAACAGCGGGCGGAGGGAGGCUGGGGAGGGGCGGGACGGGCGGGGCGGGCAGCCCGAGAGCGAGCGGAGCGACCAUCGCCGCGAGCGGGAGCGGCGGGAGGACGCUCGGCAGGAGGACGCGCCGCGGCGACGCAGCACGCCGCGCCCCGAAGAGCCGGCGUUCAACUUUGCCGGGUUCCUCAAGGACUUGCGGGCCAAGUCGGCUGAUCCCGUCGCGCGAUAUUUGAAGAGCUUCCUAACGAACUUUGCCAAAAAGCCGUUUACGGUCAACGAGCAGAUCAAGCUCAUCCACGACUUCCUCGCUUUUAUCGAGGGCAAGAUGCGUGCGGUCGAGCCGUGGAAGUCGCAGAGCGAGGCCGAGUUCGACAACGCCCUCGAGGCGAUGGAGAAACUGGUUAUGAACCGGUUAUACCCUUACACAUUCACACCUCAGCUGCACGACGGCCACCCAAUAACGACCGACGACCUCGAGCGCGAUGCCGUGUUCGCGCAGCGUGUCCGCCUCUUUGGCUGGGUGCAGGAGAAGCACCUCGACGUGCCCGAAGGCGAGGCCGCGCAGGGGUUCCUUGGAUUUGCUGAGCAGGAACUGCUCAAGAUCAACCACUACAAGGCGCCACGAGACAAGAUGAUCUGCAUACUGAACUGCUGCAAGGUCAUCUUUGGAUUGAUCCGGCACGCGAUGGGCAACGAGGCGGGCGCAGACGCCUUUGUGCCUAUCCUCAUCUUUGUCGUGCUACGCGCGAGUCCAGAUUGCAUGCUGUCCAACGUCGAGUACAUCCAGCGCUUCCGCAAUCCGGAGAAGCUGCAGGGCGAGGCGGGAUACUACCUAUCGAGUCUACAAGGCGCGAUCGCAUUCAUCGAGACGAUGGACGCAUCCAGCCUCUCGAACAUCACGCAAGAAGAGUUCGAGAACAAGGUCGAGAGGGCGAUCCAAGAGCUGCCCGAGUCUCCGUCGUCGCCGCGCGCGCGCGCCGCGCUCCCGACAAACGACAUGUCCCCCUUCGCAACUUCGCCCGGCGAAGAGCAGGCGCAGCAGCUCGCGCUGCCCGCGAGCGCGGCCGCGCUCGACGGCACAAAGCGCUUUUUCCAACGCACAGGCGACGCAGCGAAGGAGGCCGUGUCGCGCCCCCUCAGCGCCAUCUCCAAGAUCCUCGAGAACAUGCAGCAGCAGGGGUACGACAGCGAGAGCGGGGACGAGGACGGCGAGCGCGAGGCGGACCGCGGCGCGCUCGCGACGCCGUCGUGCCCGCCCCAGCCGCAGCCGCCGAGCCGGCUGCUCGCGCAGCUCGGGAUAUCGCCCGCACCGUCCGAGGGCGUGUCGCGCGAGCCGACGCCGCAGCCGUUUCCGCAGCCCGUGUUCCAGCAGUAUCCGGGACAGCAGUACCCGGGACAGCAAUAUGCGGGACAGCAGUAUCCCGGGCAGCAGCAGCAGUAUCUUGGUCAACAACAAAUCCAGCAGGGGCAGCACCCCGGCCAGCAGCAGCAGCAACACCCUAGUCAACAGCAGCAAUAUGCCGGCCAGCAGGGACAGUACCCCCACCCCCCGCCGCCGGGAUACGGCGAGCCGUACCGCGACAACAUGCAGAACACGUUGGAGGCGAGCCACGCCGAGUAUGCGCGCGAGCAGGCGCGCGCGGCCAACGUGCUCACCCUCCACCAGAUGUUCCCGGACCUGGACGAGGAGAUCGUCGAGGCCGUGCUGUACUCGUGCGGCGAGGACUUGGGCGUCACGAUCGACCGGUGA
Cutaneotrichosporon oleaginosum is the source of this 2394-nucleotide messenger RNA. RefSeq lists its product as uncharacterized. NCBI's taxonomy places the organism in Eukaryota, Fungi, Basidiomycota, Tremellomycetes, Trichosporonales, Trichosporonaceae. Gene Ontology annotation, biological process: vesicle-mediated transport. Gene Ontology annotation, molecular function: ubiquitin binding; small GTPase binding; guanyl-nucleotide exchange factor activity. Gene Ontology annotation, cellular component: endocytic vesicle; cytosol. The record is from RefSeq and is a predicted model, not a curated record.